Jatropha curcas is the source of this 2495-nucleotide messenger RNA. RefSeq names its product protein NETWORKED 4A. Lineage: Eukaryota; Viridiplantae; Streptophyta; Magnoliopsida; Malpighiales; Euphorbiaceae. The record is from RefSeq and is a predicted model, not a curated record. Gene Ontology annotation, molecular function: actin binding. Gene Ontology annotation, cellular component: vacuolar membrane.
ACAAUUUAUAUUCAUUGAAUUGAAUUCCAUGUGGAAACGAUUUUAAGGACACUCUUUUUUUUUUUCUUCAUCUGUCUUUCUCGAGUUUCUUCUACUCCAUACCCAUCGCCUUCCUCUCCUCUCUCUAUCUCUCUCUCUCUCAUCUCUGCCAUUUAAGAUUCGCUUCAUUUCUCAUGGUUUUCGAGGCCACAACUGAUACUCGCUCUCUCUAGCUAAAAGGCUUUCUUGCUCUUCUUCUCUUCUGUUCGCAUUUCUAAGUUGAAUUCUGUUGACCUUCUGAACAAUUUCUUUUACUUCAAUUCUGAGUUUCAAUCAGCUUAUCAAAUGGCUUCUUCUAUGGUUCCGUCAAACAAGAAUUUUAAGAGGUUGCAGUCAAAGAAAUCACAUUCCUGGUGGUGGGAUAGUCACAUCAGUCCUAAAAAUUCCAAGUGGCUUGCAGAGAAUCUUGAUGAAAUGGACCGAAGCGUGAGGCGGAUGUUAAAGCUUAUUGAAGAGGACGGAGAUUCUUUUGCAAAAAAGGCUGAAAUGUAUUAUCAGAAGAGGCCAGAAUUGAUUUCUCUUGUUGAAGAGUUCUACCGCAUGUACCGGUCUCUUGCCGAACGUUAUGAUCACGUGACAGGAGAACUGAGGAAGAAUAUUCCAUCGGACCUCGUAUCUCAGGGCUCAGGAACUUCUGAUAGACAGCUCCUUUCCCAGGGAUCAGGCCAUUCAGACAAUGGUUCUGAACCGACAACCUCCGCAUUGCCCUCUCCUGUGCCUGAAGGUAGGCUACCUCCUCGUAAAUCCAGUCACAGAGCUGCUGGUUUUGAUUUUUUCCUUGGUGCCGGUGGAAGUAGCUCUGAUCUUCAGAAAGAAGGAGAUGAAUCAUCUACACUAACAGAUUCCGAUUCAGAAUCUGAUGACUCCUCUAUAAACAAUUACUCAGGUCUAUUAGGAACUGGUGGUGAUAAUGGAAUGAGCAGGAAGAUAAUGGAAUUAGAGAUUGAACUACGAGAAAUGAAAGAGAAACUCCAGGCGCAGCAGGAGGAUAACGGAGAUAACUCAUAUAAGGGGAUAAGGAAUGAGAAUUCUGAGAAUCUUCUUUCCAGGAUUGCCACAUAUGAGCAAGAGCUGAAGAUUGCUAAUCAGAGGAUACGGCUUUCCGAAGAAGAGGUGGCUAGAUUGAACAUUGACCUCCAAAAAUAUAAAGCACAGGAAUCAGCCAAUGCGUUACAGCCAGAGUCCGCGUCCCCGAAAGUAGAAAAUCUUGAGACUCAGGAGGUGGAGCUGGAAUCUGAGAUGACUGGGGUAUCAGAAUUUCAAGAAAAUAUUGAUGGACUUGAAGCUGAAACUGAGGAAUCCAAUAACAAGAUUAAGGCACUGGCAACUGAACUCAGAAUAACAAAAGGGAAGUUACAAGAAGCAGAGAAAGGAAUUGCUAGGCUAAAGCUCGAGAGUGAUAGAUCAUCCGAAAAGGUCAACAUUUUGCAGGAUCAGCUUGCAUCGACUCAUAAAGACAUUAAUACAUGGAAAACAAAGUUCAAUACAGAAAAAAAAGAGGUCUUGAAGCUGCAGGAACGAAUUGCAAGGUUGAAAAGUAGUUUAUCAGACAGAGAUCAUGAGAUCCAUGACUUGAAACUAGCAGUUUCUGAUGCUGAGCAGAAGAUUUUCCCUGAAAAAGCACACAUAAAGGCUGAAAUAUCAAGGUUGUUGGAUGAACGGUCCAUCUUGGAUGAGCAGCUAAGAGAAUGGGAAUCGCGCAACCGUUCUUUAGAGGACGAUAUUAGAAUGUUACAGAUAGAAAAGUCAGAAACAGAGGAAAGACUCAACUCUGAAAUUAAUCAUUUAAAGGAAGAAAUCUCCGAACGAGACAGCCACAUAGAAAAUUUGAAUAAAACUCUUAAUUCUUUGAAGUUGGAGAAAGAAGAGCUCAAUGUGCAAGUUGCAGCACUCAAAGCAGAAGUAACAUCUAAAGAUGAUAAGAUCGAUCAAAUGAAUAAGCACUUGCAUCAAUUACAUAUGGAGCAUGUUGAGCUUAUAGCAGGAGCCAAAGCUGCAAGUAAAUUGGUCGAUGAGUUAAGAUCGAAAGCGAAGAAUUUGGAGGAAGAAGUUGAAAGGCAAAGAAUCGAAAUCCUAGAAGGAGCAGAAGAGAAAAGGGAAGCUAUAAGGCAAUUGUGUUUCUCACUUGAUCAUUAUAGAAAUGGGUAUUAUAGGCUUAAGCAAGCUUACGGACACAGGAGAGUACCUGUUUUGGCAGCGUAAGUUAGUGUGUAAUAUCAAUAUUAAUUAAUUGUAUGCUUUAUUUUAUAUUUCUGAUUACUGAGUUUGCCUAGGUUUACUAGUAUUGGUGAGAACAGUAUUUAUUGGAGUUGGAGGAAUAAGCAUUUACCAUGUUUGAGGCCUUGCUAUUUAUUUAUUUAUUUUUCUUUUAUGUACAACCUGUUUGGGUGAGUGCGACGUUUAAGUUGCAUGUGCUUCUAAUGGAAGAUAAAUGAAAGCAAACUUUCCUUCUCUUA